CAUCAGAUCCAUCAGUAUUGGCGUAUAAAAGGAACACGGUAUCAGUGCUGAAGCAAGACGCUCCCCAGUCCUCAAACAGAAAACAACCAUGGCUAAGUUCCUGUGCCUUCUCGCCCUGUGCGCCGUGGCUUCGGCCAGCCCCGUCUCCUUUGGACUGGGAAGCAUCUCCAGCCUGGCUAGCCUCCCCGCCCAGGUUGCCUCUUCUGGUCUGGCCUCCGGUCUGCAGGCUGCCAACACUGCUGCCACCCUCGGUAGCGGUCUUGCCUCCAGCGGCCUCGCCAGCGGUCUGCAGGCUGCUAACACUGCUGCCUCCCUCGGUAGCGGUCUUGCAGGGAGCCCAGGCCGCCGCCCUCGCCGCCAAGACCGGCAUCACCGCCGGCCAGGGCAUCCUCAAGACCGGCAUCGCCGCCGCUGAGAACAUCGCCCAGGUUGGCGCUGGCAGCGCCGCCAACGCCGCCAAGGUCGGCGCCGGUCUGUUCGGCAACGCCCUCAACCUGGGUCUGGGAGGCAUCAGGACCGCUGCCAACAUCGCCAACGCUGCCGUCGACACCGCCGCCAACGCCGGUCGCACUGCCGCUGGCGCAGUCAGCACCGCCGCCGCCAUCCCCAUCGCCGCCGCCGGCUCCGUGUCCCUGCCCUCCGUCGGCCUCGCCGUCACCGCCUAAACGCGUCCCUGAGGAGCAGCGAUCAUGUCAUCUGAUCUGUAUGAAUAAAUGUUGAGAUACUAA
This is a messenger RNA of Frankliniella occidentalis (western flower thrips), 728 nucleotides long. RefSeq lists its product as uncharacterized. Gene Ontology annotation, biological process: coenzyme A metabolic process. The record is from RefSeq and is a predicted model, not a curated record. NCBI's taxonomy places the organism in Eukaryota, Metazoa, Arthropoda, Insecta, Thysanoptera, Thripidae. Gene Ontology annotation, molecular function: hydroxymethylglutaryl-CoA reductase (NADPH) activity.